Messenger RNA from Ceutorhynchus assimilis (cabbage seed weevil), 1971 nucleotides. The record is from the annotation of a GenBank genome assembly. Lineage: Eukaryota; Metazoa; Arthropoda; Insecta; Coleoptera; Curculionidae.
AUGAUAAUAACGCAAGAUUUGAAGAGUUUAUUGCAGCAAAAUAUUUUAAUAUCAACGCGUAUAACCACUGGUGGUCUCAACUGGUUAAGAUACUCAUGGGCAAACGGUAUCGACACCAUUCUCGCUGACGAGAUGGGUCUGGGAAAAACAAUUCAAACUAUCGCAUUCCUCUAUUCCUUAUACAAGGAAGGCCAUUGCAAAGGACCUUUUUUGCUUUCGGUUCCGCUUUCGACUAUAAUCAAUUGGGAGAGGGAGUUUGAAACUUGGGCUCCUGAUUUUUACUGCGUUACUUAUACCGGUUAUAGGGAUACUCGCGCAGUCAUCCGCAAUAACGAAUUUACAUUUGAGAAAGGCGCAGUCGCCAGAUCCGGAAGGGCUUUCAAAUUAAAAUCCAGUUCUCUCAAAUUUAACGUACUUUUAACAAGCUAUGAACUUGUUUCAAACGACUACGCCUGCUUGGCCUCUAUUGAUUGGGCUGUACUAGUCGUUGAUGAAGCUCAUAGGCUUAAGAGUAACCAAUCAAAAUUCUUCAAGACCCUAAGCAGUUAUAGAAUUCGCUAUAAAUUACUCUUAACUGGCACUCCUUUACAAAACAGCUUGAAAGAAUUGUUCCAUCUCCUUAACUUUUUAAACUCUGAAAAAUUCAACGACUUGCAAACCUUCCAAAACGAAUUUGCAGAUAUUUCCAAAGAAGAGCAGAUCAGAAAAUUGCAAGAAAUGUUGGGCCCACACAUGUUGCGUCGUCUAAAAUGCGACGUAUUCAAAGACAUGCCUUCAAAAUCAGAAUUUAUCGUGAGAGUAGAUAUGAGUCCUAUGCAGAAGAAAUACUAUAAAUAUAUUUUGACAAAAAACUUCGAAGCUCUAAGCCCCAAAGGGGUGGUUAAACAAUCUUCUUUGCUUAACAUUGUGAUGCAUUUGAAAAAAUGCUGCAAUCAUCCUUAUUUAUUUCCUGCUGCCGCGGAUGAGGCUCCAAUGGGAGCUUUUGGACAACCUGAUAUUCAACAUCUUACGAAAGCUGCAGGUAAGCUGGUCUUGCUGUCGAAAAUGUUGAAAAAACUUAGAGAACAAGGACAUCGUGUUUUGAUCUUCUCUCAAAUGACAAAAAUGUUGGAUAUUUUGGAAGAUUUCUUAGAUGGAGAAGGAUACAAAUUCAACGUUCCUGGUGCCGUGCAGUCUGUUUUCCUAUUGUCCACCAGAGCUGGAGGUUUGGGUAUCAAUUUGGCCACUGCCGAUACCGUAAUCAUUUACGAUUCUGAUUGGAAUCCGCACAACGACAUUCAAGCUUUUUCUCGCGCGCAUCGUAUCGGUCAAACCAACAAAGUGAUGAUAUAUCGCUUUGUAACGCGUAAUAGUGUAGAAGAACGAAUAACGCAAGUUGCCAAAAGAAAAAUGAUGUUGACCCAUUUGGUUGUACGCCCCGACAUGGGUGGUAAACGUGCUAGUUUCACCAAACAAGAAUUGGAUGAUAUUUUGAGAUUUGGUACCAAAGACUUAUUCAAAGAAGAAGAAGGCAAAGAGGAAGAGGCGAUUCAUUAUGACGACAAAGCAGUGGCAGACCUUCUGGAUCGAAGCAAAGAUGGUAUCGAGCAAAAAGAAUCUUGGGCCAACGAAUAUUUAAGUUCCUUUAAAGUUGCAAGUUAUGCUACCAAAGAAGGUGAAAAUGAGGACGAUAUUAAUACUGAUUUAUUAAAACAUGAAUCUGAAAAUACUGAUCCUGCUCACUGGAUUAAGUUGCUUAGACCUAAUUAUGAACAGGAACAAAAAGAUAAUUCCCAGACUUUAGGCAAAGGAAAACGUGUACGUAAGCUAGUUAAUUACAAAAUUGGCAGAACGGCUACCGAACCUGUUGACGAUAGUAGUUGGCAGGGCAAUUUGUCUGACAAAGUUACUUACCAAAAUCAAAUGUCCUGUAGAUCAAAGUUAAUUUCAUUGAAUGCACCCAGCAUCGGAAUAAUUAAAAUGCAGGCUUAA